Molecule: messenger RNA, 3459 nt
Organism: Engraulis encrasicolus (European anchovy)
Lineage: Eukaryota; Metazoa; Chordata; Actinopteri; Clupeiformes; Engraulidae
Gene: dlgap3
Product: discs, large (Drosophila) homolog-associated protein 3
Exons: 21
Coding region: 1-3459 (1152 amino acids)
Biological process (GO): signaling
Cellular component (GO): postsynaptic specialization; glutamatergic synapse
Molecular function (GO): molecular adaptor activity
Source: RefSeq, a predicted model, not a curated record
AUGAAGGGCUACCACGUGAGCCGCAGCCUAUCACAGCAGGCCGCGGGGCCGUGCCACUGCGAGGAGUACGGCGGCGGCCGACCCGAGCCCCACUACCACCACCCAGAGCACCACCCCCCUUACUACCCCCCCGGUGGCCCGCCCGGCGGCCCUGACCAGCCCCCUCUGGCCCUGCCGGCUCCCCCCAGUGGCGGAGGAGGGGGAGGCACCUUCCCCAGGGCCCACCCGCCACAGCCUGCUGCCUACGACCCCUGUGAGCAGUGCCUGGGACAUGGGGGCAAGAUGCAGCGCGUCCCAGCCGGUCUUCUCGACCACUUUGAGAAGCCUUUCCAGCCAGAUGGCUUCCACACGCUACAAUACCAACGCUCCGCCAGUGGGGGCAGCCGCAGUGAGAGCCCGUCCCGCAUCCGCCACCUGGUCCACUCAGUGCAGCGGCUCUUCGCCAAGUCCCACUCCCUGGAGGCACCCUCCAAACGCGAGUACAACGGGGCGGCAGGGGGCCCACGUGGCGGGGAGUACCGGGAGAGAGGAGGAGGUCACCGGAGCGGAGGAGAGGAGGGCGGAGAGCGAGGCGGCGAGAGGGGUCACCACCAGUCGCGCUCGGCGCGGCGCAGCAAGAGCCGCGAGCGCAGCAAGAGUGGAGACUACCGCCCCUCAUCGUCUUCGCAUGGCGGCCACGGCGGUGGAGAGUUGUCCUCGCACGGAGGGGGGCACCGGCGCCACCACAGUCACCACCGCAGCCGCACGGCCGGCUGGUGGAGCUCCGACGACAACCUGGACAGCGACAGCAGCUUCCUGCCUGGGGGGGUGCGAGGAGGGCGAGGUGUGACGGCCUACCACGAGAGCCUGGAUGCCACACUGCACGAACUCACCAUGAAGAGGCCCAAAGGAGGACCACCGGGAGCGUGCCUGGCCUGCAGCAGUAUGGUGAUGGUGGGCGAUGGAGGAGGGGCACACUCCCUGAAGAGGAGCACCUGGUCUGCCAUGACGGUCAGCCAAGCCAGGGCAGGAGGAGGAGGAGGAGGAGGAUAUGACAAGGCCCUGGUACCCAUCGAACCCAAGAGCAAGGAAAGGACACUGCAACAUCUGCAGGUGCCAUUUGACGAGUGGGGCGGUGCGUAUCCAGAGGGUGUGGGGGGAGGGGAGAUCCCGUGUCGGCGUAUGCGCAGCGGCAGCUACAUCAAGGCCAUGGGGGACGAUGACAGCAACGACUCAGACGCCUCGCCCAAAGCCUCGCCCAAGAGCGCCCUCAUCGCUCAGAGAGAGGCCUUCAGACGCUCCAUAUCCAUGGACCAGAGGUCCACAUCCAGCAAGUAUUCAUGUAGGCAGUGCACAGAUGCGUAUCCCAACAGCCGCACCACGCCCAAAGGACAUGCUCGCUCUCGCAGCUACACACGUUCCUUAACCAGCUCGCAGCUGGGCGACGCGCUGAACCGGCAGUUCGAGGGUGUGUGUGAGUCGAUGUUCGGGGAGAUGGAGUCGCAGGCUGUGGACGCGCUGGAUCUGCCCGGGGUGUUUCGCACGCGCUCCCACAGCUACGUACGCGCCAUACAGGCCGGCUGCUCCCAGGACGACGACUGCCUCUCCGUAUUCUCCAUGACCGCACCUCAGGGCAGCAUUAAAGGAGGACCAGUGGUGCCCUAUAGGAAGGUCCCCCCUCCUCUGCCUCCGCGCAUGUCCAAGCCCAUGAUCUCCGUGACGGCCCAGAGCAGCACUGAGUCCACCCAGGACGCCUACUUCCAUGGCAGCAGCCAGCCCCAAACCCAGGCCCAGACUCAGCCCCAGCCGCACCCGCGCACCAAGCAGCACAGCAACUCAGUGGACGGCGCCGAGCCCAGCAGCACUCGCUCCACCUCGUCACGGGCCGGCGUCUACCCUAGCUCGGGCCGGAACCGGCAGAACAGCAACUCAGCCGAGAGCCUGGACGGCGGUCUCGACUCCGGGAGAGGACGCGGGGGGCUGUUCAGAGAGGCGUCCUUCCAGCAUGGUGGGGGUGGGGGAGGGGGAGGAGGGAUGAUGAUGAGACCCAAGCACAGCAGCUCAGCUGAUAACCUGCUGGAGAGCAGUGGUGGGAUGAGGAGCCAUAGGGAGAGGGGCAUGGGCCACGGGGGGAGUCUGGGGAAGUCUGCCUCCCUGCCCCAGAGCGCCAUGUCCUUCAGCAAGAUGGUGGCUUCAGGCUCGGCAAACACCUCCAUAGACCAGCACAAGCCAGAGGGGCGCGCUCGCAAACUCAGGCCCUCCAUUGCGGUGCAGGUGGACAGCUCUGAGACGCUGUCGGACUCUGAGGGAGAGGGGAGGUCUCUGAGGGAGGUGCACUCCAUUGGGGUUCAAGUGGAGGACGACAAGAGGCGGGCCCGCUUCAAGCGCUCCAAUAGCGUGACGGCGAGCGUGCAGGCGGACAUGGAGCUGGAAGGGGGCUGUGGCUUCCCCAGCGGUGUUCUAGUGGGCGUGGCCACGCAGGAUAAGAGCCUCCAGUUCGGAUGCUCCUUUCAGCGUCACUCUUCCGAACCCGAGUCGGCCGGCCAGUACGCACCCGAGUACACGCGCACCGUACACACACAGGGCCAGUGGGGCGGCUAUGGUGACGACUACCCUCACCCACACCAGCUGCCCCCCCUCCAUCCCCACCACCACUACGGCCAGGACCCCAUAUCGGACCCCCGCACUGGGGGAGGGGGACCCCCUCCUCGCGCCCACUCCCCUCUGCCCCACGAGCGCUCGGCAGUGGUGGCCUGGCAUGAGACGGGGGCGGGCGGGCCCCGAAGCCUGCCUGACUCGGGCCGCAACACGCCCUCCAUGCGGGACGGCGAAUUCUUCCUCAGGCUGCUGCAGACAGAGGUGGAAAGGAUGGAGGGAUGGUGCCACAGCAUGGAGAGAGAGGCAGAGGAGAACGAACUACCAGAGGAGGUGCUAGAGAUGAUGCGUUCAGCUAUUGGCUCCGCCCAGAUGCUGAUGUCACAGAAGGUGCAGCAGUUUUUCCGCAUGUGCCAGCAGAGUGUGGACCCCUCUGCGUACCCACAGCCUACCUGCCAGGACCUGUCCAGCUUCUGGGAGCUUCUGCAGCUGUCCAUCGAGGAUGUGCGUGUGAAGUUCCAGGACCUCCAGCGGCUCAGGGACUCUGGCUGGAGGCUGGCGGCUGAUAAAAAGGAGGAGAAGAAAGGCCCGCCCCCACUACCGAAGAAGCCAUUGGGCGGCGUGACUGGCAGCCUGCGUGCCGACAGCCUGAGCGACGGAAGUGGGGUGCUGGUGAUGUCACGGGUCGGGGCUGGUGGAGCAGGAAGUGGAGGUCCCGGGCUACCGGUGCGGGAGAAGUCAUUGGACCUGGUGGAUCGGCAGCGUCAGGAGACCAGGAGGCGGCUGCUGCAGACCAAGCGUUCGGCUUCGUUUAGGCAGAACUCGGCCACGGAGAGCGCCGACAGCAUCGAGAUAUACAUACCCGAGGCUCAGACACGCCUGUGA